Molecule: messenger RNA, 979 nt
Organism: Ctenocephalides felis (cat flea)
Lineage: Eukaryota; Metazoa; Arthropoda; Insecta; Siphonaptera; Pulicidae
Product: protein takeout-like
Exons: 7
Coding region: 112-903 (263 amino acids)
Source: RefSeq, a predicted model, not a curated record
AUAAAUUAGUAUCGAAUUGACACUGACCACUGAUCACUAACGGAGAGAGGUCGAAAGAUUCUAAUAAAUUUUAUUAGUUUAAUAAAUUAAAUUAUAUUUGGUUUAUCCGCAAUGAAGACGAUUUUGUUUGUUUGCGUUAUUGCUGUCGCUAUCUGCAGUGCCGCUAAAUUACCCAAUGAAAUACCAAGGUGUAAAUUUCAAGAUACAAAUUGCCUUGAAAGUGCCAUUCAACGUUCUGUGAGACUUUUGAAGGAUGGAGACAGAAAACUGAAUCUAAAUGCCUUGGAGCCUCUUCACGUGACAGCAAUCAAUAUCGAUACCGGUGCAGGAAAUUUCAGACUGAAAUUAGAUCUUAUGGAACUGGAUAUUACAGGAUUCUCCACUAUAGAAAAUGUUAAAAUACAAUCCAAAGGUGAUGAUCAAUUGUCUUGGGUUUUAACUGGGCAUGUUCCAAAGGUUGAAGUCAAAGGAAAGUACAAGGCUGAUGGACAAGUUUUAGUUUUGCCAGUGCAAGGAGACGGAGAUGCCAAUAUUUCACUUUUAAGUAGUUUUGUUCGUAGUCAUAUUUGUACACAAAACCGUUUAUUAAACGGAUCGCAAACGAUCUUGAUAUUACCUAUCAUCAAAGAAACUGACCAACGUCCCCAGAGGAAAGGAAAGGCCUAUAUGCAGCUGAACCAGUUUGAUGUUAAAUUCAAUGCAAAACGUGUGACCAUGCACUUCGACAACCUCUUCAACGGCGACAAAGUCCUCGGCGACAAUUUGAACAAUUUCAUCAACGAAAACUGGCAAGAAAUCUUCAAGGAAGUGCAACCAGCCUUAGAAGACUCUUUAGCACAAAUCUUCUUAGAAAUCACCAAUCGCUUCUUCAACAAAGUGCCAUUCGAUGAAGUUUAUUUAUAAACAAAAUGUAGAUUAUAAAUAUUAUUAGCUAACCAAAAAUAAUUGGAGGAGGACGAGAAUUCUAAAACAUUGUGAU